GCUGCGGGGCUGGGGCGUUAGCUGCGUCCCGGCUCGGAGCCCGCGAAGAGGACAAGGAAGCAGGCGCCUCUGUGGCCGCGGCCGCAGUGCUCCGGGCGCUACAAGCCAUGAGCAGCGUCCCCACGGGCGACCCCGUCGUCGCUGGCUGCUACUGAACCGGUCCGGGAGACAGCUCGGCGCUCCCCAGCACCCUCCACAGCGGACACCCUUGCGCCCAGAGCUUUCCCCAUAAUAUGAGUGCAAUAAACAGAGCAACCUACUGUUGACCUAAUUAAGGAAACAAGGAACAAGCCAAUUAAAACCACUUAUUUCUAGCAUCCUUUUGCUUGUGAGUGCCACAUCCUGGGUCAUAAGGAGAGGAAGCAAACCUUUGGUGCUACCUGUGAGUGCCACAUCCUGGGUCAUAAGGAGAGGAAGCAAACCUUUGGUGCUACCUGGGAGCUCUCUAAAACAUGAUUCCGGUGACAGAAUUCCGGCAGUUCUCUGAGCAGCAGCCUGCCUUCCGGGUGCUGAAGCCAUGGUGGGAUGUGUUUACUGAUUACCUCUCGGUGGCCAUGCUGAUGAUCGGCGUGUUUGGGUGUACUUUACAGGUCAUGCAGGACAAGAUCAUCUGCCUUCCGAAAAGAGUGCAGCCUUCUCAGAACCAUUCUUCUGUUUCGAAUGUCUCUCAAGGAGUUGCCAGUACCACCCCACUGCCUCCACCUAAACCAUCUGCUACUAACCCCGCCACUGUGGAAAUGAAAGGACUGAAGACAGAUUUGGACCUUCAGCAGUACAGUUUUAUAAACCAGAUAUGUUAUGAGCGAGCCCUCCAUUGGUAUGCCAAGUAUUUCCCUUACCUUGUCCUCAUCCAUACCCUGGUCUUCAUGCUCUGCAGUAACUUUUGGUUCAAAUUUCCUGGAUCCAGCUCCAAAAUAGAACAUUUCAUCUCAAUCCUGGGGAAGUGUUUUGACUCCCCCUGGACCACACGGGCUUUGUCUGAAGUAUCUGGAGAGGACUCAGAAGAAAAAGACAACAGGAAGAACAACAUGAGCAGAUCCAACACUACCCAGUCUGGUCCAGAAGGCAGCCUGGUCAACUCUCAGUCUUUAAAAUCAAUCCCCGAGAAGUUUGUGGUUGACAAAUCCACUGCAGGGGCCCUGGAUAAAAAGGAAGGUGAGCAAGCCAAGGCCUUAUUUGAGAAGGUGAAGAAGUUCAGGCUGCAUGUGGAAGAAGGUGAUAUCCUGUACGCCAUGUAUGUUCGCCAGACUGUGCUUAAGGUUAUAAAAUUCCUGAUCAUCAUUGCCUAUAACAGUGCUCUGGUUUCCAAAGUCCAAUUCACUGUGGACUGUAAUGUUGACAUCCAGGACAUGACUGGAUAUAAAAACUUUUCUUGCAAUCAUACCAUGGCACACUUGUUCUCAAAACUUUCCUUUUGCUACCUGUGCUUUGUCAGUAUUUAUGGAUUGACGUGCCUUUAUACUUUAUACUGGCUCUUCUACCGUUCUCUAAGGGAAUAUUCUUUUGAGUAUGUCCGGCAGGAGACUGGAAUUGAUGAUAUUCCAGAUGUGAAAAAUGACUUUGCUUUUAUGCUUCAUAUGAUAGAUCAGUAUGACCCUCUGUAUUCUAAGAGAUUUGCAGUGUUUCUAUCUGAAGUCAGUGAGAACAAAUUAAAGCAGCUGAACUUAAAUAACGAGUGGACUCCUGAUAAACUGAGGCAGAAGCUACAGACAAACGCCCAUAACCGACUGGAACUGCCUCUUAUCAUGCUCUCUGGCCUCCCAGACACUGUUUUUGAAAUUACAGAGUUACAGUCUCUAAAACUUGAAAUCAUUAAGAAUGUAAUGAUACCAGCCACAAUUGCGCAGCUAGACAAUCUCCAAGAGCUCUCUCUACACCAGUGCUCUGUCAAAAUCCACAGUGCGGCUUUAUCUUUCCUGAAGGAGAACCUGAAAGUCUUGAGCGUCAAGUUUGAUGACAUGAGGGAACUGCCCCUCUGGAUGUAUGGACUCCGGAAUCUGGAAGAGCUCUACCUAGUCGGUUCUCUGAGUCAUGAUAUUUCCAAAAAUGUCACCCUUGAGUCUCUGCGGGAUCUCAAAAGCCUUAAAAUUCUCUCCAUCAAAAGCAAUGUAUCCAAAAUCCCUCAGGCGGUGGUUGAUGUUUCCAGCCAUCUCCAGAAGAUGUGCAUACAUAACGAUGGCACCAAGCUGGUGAUGCUCAACAACUUGAAGAAGAUGGCCAAUCUGACGGAGCUAGAACUGGUCCACUGUGACCUGGAGCGAAUUCCCCACGCUGUGUUCAGCCUGCUGAGCCUCCAGGAACUGGACCUGAAGGAAAAUAAUCUGAAGUCAAUAGAAGAAAUUGUUAGCUUUCAGCACUUAAGAAAAUUGACAGUGCUAAAACUGUGGCAUAACAGCAUCACCUAUAUCCCAGAGCAUAUAAAGAAACUCACCAGCCUGGAGCGUCUGUCUUUUAGUCACAAUAAAAUAGAGGUGCUGCCUUCCCACCUCUUCCUAUGCAACAAAAUCCGAUACUUGGACUUAUCGUACAAUGACAUUCGAUUUAUCCCACCUGAAAUAGGAGUUCUACAAAGUUUACAGUAUUUUUCCAUCACCUGUAACAAAGUAGAGAGCCUCCCAGAUGAACUCUACUUCUGUAAGAAACUGAAAACUCUAAAGAUUGGGAAAAACAGCCUAUCAGUACUUUCACCGAAAAUAGGAAAUUUACUGUUUCUUUCCUACUUGGAUGUUAAAGGCAAUCACUUUGAAAUCCUCCCUCCUGAACUGGGUGACUGUCGGGCUCUGAAGCGAGCUGGUUUAGUUGUCGAAGACGCUCUGUUUGAAACUCUGCCUUCUGAUGUCCGAGAGCAAAUGAAAACAGAAUAACUUAUUUUUCUUUAAAGUUUGACUGAAACAUGCUACUACCAAAUACAGUAUAAAUAAUUAGGUAGUCUUAAUGCCUUUCCUAUUUUGUUUUUUUUCUUCUUAAUACAAAACAAAAUGUACACAAGAUUGAGUAAGGACUAUGUCUAUUUUUAAUAAAAAUUUACUUGUAUUUUUUUCAGCAUUAAUAUUUUAAGGUUUUAUUUGUCCUGGAACCUAAUAUAUCUAUUGUUUUCUACUGGCAGAAGCAGAUGGGUCCAUCUGGUAUUUUGUUUUUGUUGUUGUUGUUUCAGUCCAUUGUUGUGAAAGGGAGGAAAUUUUGAGUUGCUUGCUUUUUUGGUAUUUUUUUUAAUACAUGAAAAUAUUUUGCCAAGGUCAUUGUUCACUUGUUUACACCUGUACAGGGUCUUAUUUCUGUUUUCAUUGUGUGUUGUAUACCCAGGAAUCUGUGCUAAUUAUUUUAAUACCAGCUGCCCUCUCCAUUGGCCAAGUCCUUCAUUCUACACUGACAACUUCUGCAGAGUGUAAAUUCACAUAAGUGCAUUGUCACAGAGUAUUGUUUUUAAAUCUCCCUCCCCAACAGAACCCUAAAUUAUAUUAUUUCAUACACCUGACUGUUACACUUAUCCUUCAGCAAGGAAUUUGUGAGUGGGUGACGACAGUAGUCUUCAACGGUGGGCAUGCUUGAAUUGAUCAUCUGUAAUUUAACUGAUUUGCAUUUUUACCAACAUUUUAAAAAUAUUUAAAAGCUAUACACAAAGGCUUCCCUCCCCCCUUUAACCUCAAUACUGCUAUGUAGUACUGGUAAACAACCUUAGAGAAACUAGAUUUAUUGUAAUACCCCAGUUGAUAAUUAAAUUUAAAAAUCAUAGAAUUAGAAGCCUGUUUUUUUGAGUAAUUGAAUCAUCUUUGAUAUCUUAAUAGGCGGGUGCGCUGGUUGGAAAAAAUUUCACUACUAAAGCUUUGUUAAAUAGCUAGCUGGUGCACUCCACUCGGGCUCUCUCCCUUCCUCUGGGCAGUGUGGCAGUGAUCAAGUUCUGCCUGUUGCUCAAAAUAACCUACUUCUGUAUUCAUCAGUUUCCCUGAAGACUGGCCAUACUGGGAGCACUAGUGAUGCAAGCUCUGGAGCGCUAUCUGCUCUCUUUGGCUUAAAAUAAGUAUUUCAUCUAAAAUGGCUCCUUUUUUUUUUUUUUUAGGUGAAUAAAUUGCUAAGUGGUUUUUACUUAGCAAUAAUUUCUGCCUGAUGACCAGCAGAACUUUUAUUCAUCUUAGCACAUAAAAUCCAACAUAGUGUGGGUCUUGGGCAAAUUUUUUACUUACUAUUAAGCUGUGUUGAACAAUAAAAUGAGACACACUAUUUGACUUCAAUCCCAGACCAGUACUACUGAUCACAGGGACUUUGGUUUAUGCAUCGAAUCCACAUUGACCUUUUUCAGUGCCCUUGUCUGAUCUAAGAAACUUUCGUGACUUAUGAAAGUAGGAAGAAAAUUUGGGGGUUUCAAAAGGCUGCUUUUAAAAAUUGCCCCUUGAUCCUGGUGAAUUUGCUCAGUGCCACUUUGAAUAACACACAGAAUGGGAAUGUAGGAACAGCUCAACAGAUCCAUGCACCUCAAUCAUGUUUUAAGUUUUUGUGGCACAUUGUUGGGUGAAGGAUUAGGGAAAGACGUGCUUUUCAUUUGCUUAAUAACCUAAUUAUGUUGACCAAAGUGCUUCACAGUUUUGUUCAGUGUUAAACUUUUAAAAUGAUGGUUUUCCAUAGCUCAUGUAUUUAGGCCUGAAAUGAAAUAGUAACGAUAAGUUUUGCAAUAGUAACGUGGCCCCAUUUCUUGUAUGAUAAAAUAUUCAAUUCCAGAAUAUUGUUGGGGUCCUGAUUAUGAACAAUGUGUUGUAUUUAGAAACAUAACCCUGUCUGUUUUAAAUAAACACAAACAAAAACUUAGCAUAUUGUCCAUGGUUGAACAUGGCAAGCAUGACCUGUUGAAAUGUAAGCUGAGGCAGCUGCUGGUAAAUACACUGGGUGCACUCUUUUUCUGGAUAAAAUUUAUAGUUAUUUUCUAUAUCACCCUUCAAAAGGGAUCUAUUCAGGUUAAAAUCAUAUUUAUGCUGAAGCCUUUAUCUCACAUUAAUAGAUAAUCUCAUAUGGGCUCAUAACUGAGAUGGAUUACUAAUAACUAGCUUUUAUCACUUGUAGCAAUUUGCUCAAAACUCCAAAAGAAUUUGACUUGUUUUCUUAAUGAUUUCACAGGCUGACCUCCAACCUAGGUUUUAAAUACCAUCCAGUAAAUCAAUACAGUUCUAGGACUUUAUAUGUUAACUAAAAAAGAAAAUUCAUAGAUGUUUCUAUUCGAUUUUAUAAAAAUUCAAAAGUGUCAAACUUAAUUGAGUCUAAAUUUCCUGACUCUGGCCCUUUUUAAUGUUGUACUUAUUUGUGCACACUCUUAAGUAAAAAGCGUUUGAUUACUGCUUAGCCUUUAAAUGGAACACUCAGGUAAAUGAACUGCUGACUUUUCUAACAUCCUUUAACCGACCUGCUAAGUGUAUAGGGGGUAUUUACUUAAUCACGUUCUGUAUUUUACAAGUGCUCUUGCUUAAAAGAAACAACUCCCUCUGUUUCUCCAGCCUUUAUAAGAUUCAUGAGAAACUGCUUCUGUAAAUACAAAAGCACCAUCUUUAUUCAUAGCUCCUAUGGCUAUUGCUGGAAACCCUGGUGGCGUAGUAGUUAAGUGCUACGGCUGCUAACCAAAGGGUCAGCAGUUCAAAUCCGCCAGGCACUCCUUGGAAACUCUAUGGGGUAGUUCUACUCUGUCCUACAGGGUUGCUAUGAGUCGGAAUCGACUCGAAGGCACUGGGUUUUGGGUUUUAUGGCUAUUGGCAGCUCAUGCUGAGUAAGCUUUUUUGGUCAGUUUUAAUGGUUAUAUGUAGAAGAAGCAAUUGUCUGGUGAUGGUCUGGUUGAAAUGGAGUAUAUAAGUAUAUCCCAAUAGAACUGACCUAAGCAGUUCAUAUCUCAGAAAAUUAGUGCAGUUUCUUGUUACGUGAUGCAGGUUUUGUUUUGUUUUUAACCCAGCACCACCAAUAUAGAGGUUCUUGAUACAGUCAAACCUGGUAUUUACAAGUAUAAAAUAUUUUUAUUGCUCAUCUGCCCUUUCCCGUCAUUAAGUUUCCCGUGUAGCCAUUUGACGUGGCAUCCUGUGCAGCAGGCAUAGCUUUUGCAGAAAGGCUUGGAAAAUAUAACUACUGAGAGGAUUUUAUUCCUUUAGAGGUGCCUCUUUACCUGGCUCUCCAUCUGUCUUUGCAGAGAGGAGUUUCAAUAACCCAAAAUCUCCUCUGCGUUACCUGGAACGAGGGAAGUCUAAGUUCUUGCAAUAUGCUAUCUUAUUGCUGAUAUCAAGACACAGAAAAUAAAAUUUGUAUCUCUUGUUACCAUUUCCCCUAAAAGCAGUUUUUUCAUUGCUUAUUUUCCUAAUUCUACUAUAAGAAAAGUCCAUUCUUUACGUAGUCUAUUUUACUCUCUAACCUAAUUUCAUACCAAAAACCUGCUAAAUGGUAAUAAUGUAUUUAUUUAAAAGGCGAACAUUCAUGAUCCAUUGUCAUGGAAACUGUCAGCAGUCCUUAGUAGUGAACAAAUAAGAUAAAUUUUGUUUUUAGAGACCGAGAGUCAACUAACAUUCUCUCUUUAUCCUGAAGGUGAUAAUGCCAUUAAUACAGCUCAUAUUUUUGGUAGGAUCUCAGUAACUCAGGGUAGAGUUCCAUAUUAACCUUCCAAAAGAAAUUUGCAAAAUAGCACAAUUGUUGGCAAGGGGAUUGCUUCAGGGUCUAUAGGACUUUCUCAUCUUGUCUAUUCAGAAACAUUGUAAGAAAAUUUGGACAGGCUCAACCAGACCUGCCAUUGAUUUUUCAAACUUAGGCCUCAAUGAUGUGCUUCUGAUCCAAUUUCAUGCCAGCCUUCCAAAGCAGACAUCCACUCUCCCUCCACCUUGCAGAGCUUUUCAUUAAUAAAGGUGACAUCCUUAAGUUCAUUUGGAGAGGGAAGGGUCUCUCCCAUCUCCCACCUCCUCCCUCCCCACCCAGGGAAUUUUUUUUAUCAGAAGACCUUGAAAAGGGGUAUAUAACUUCGGACAACUUAAUUUCUUGGUCAAGUUAAAUAACAGCUUCUAUGCUUGGUUUUUAAUGUGGUAUAAAUUUGCUCCUUCUGAACACCUCCCUCUUCCCUACCUGAUUCUGCCUCUUUGCUGCUUGCUUUCUCUCACCAUCUGUACAUGUUCAGAUUGUGUCAAAUGCUGGCAAAACCUCUACGACUGUCAAGAAAAUGGUUGAAAGUUGAUUGUCUUCAUGUAAAUUCACGAUAAAAAGUGUUGUUAUUGGGCUAUGUAGUACAUAGGAAGAGAAAAUAACUUAAAUAAAGUCAUUUUUGUAAUUUAACGUUGAGAUCUGUCCCUUUCUUAUUUGUUUUUAGAAGCCAUGUUUGUCGUUGCAUUUCUUAAACCGUCACAAAGGCUCCCUGUGCUCUGCAGGAAAUAGGCUGCUGGGUGUCUACCAUGCAUUCUUUCACUUUGUGUUGAGCUGGUUUCUGCAAUUGUGACUAAUUAUUUCCUUCCUUAAUUCACUGUACCGCAUCUACCUAAGAUGCCCCGGGAGUUUCAUUUGGGUAAUUAGUGCCUUAAUAUGUAAUCUGGAGUGCAAUUUCUGUGCAUUUGCCAGAUCAGAUUGCACACUGGCUGUCCAGCCCAGCUUUCAGUAAAUACUUUUAUGGUAAUAACUGUGGUUACUUAAAGGAAUCAGUGUGGUUCUGCACAGCUAGGCGGCCUCCCAUAAUUAACCAGCUUCAUUCACUGCGAGUUUAGGGAAGCCCACUGCAAGAAAACUUUAUGUACCACUGAUGCAUAAGAAAAUCGUGAUCAGCAACUUUCUAAGUUAAAUGGUUACCUUACGUAUUUGUCUGUAUUUAUUUAUGACCCGUUUAUUUUACUGAUGGUCAACUCUUUGGAGAAAAAUGGCUAUUGAGGUGAGGAGGGUUGGAGAGUGUGGUGAUAGAAACCGUGUGAAUGUGAGUAUCAGGAACUUAGAGGAGAUCUCUGAAGAAAUUUUGGAGACAAGAGCUAGGAAAUGCAACAGAUUAGAGACAUCUGGCAAUUUCAGCACAAUUUGCUGAUAAGAAAAAGGCUGUGUCCACUGCCACCCUCUCCUAUCCCAUCUUCCGGUCCUGUUAUUAACUCAGAAUAUUGACACAAACGCUGAAAUUAAAUAAAUGUAUCCAGUUAUUUGUUAUCGUUUGUGUCAUGGAUUGAAUUUUGUCCCCUAAAAAUAUGUGUCAACUUGGUUAGGCUAUGAUUCCCAGUAUUGUGUGGUUGUCCUCCAUUUUGUGAUUGUAAAUUUAUGUUAAAGAGGAUUAGUGUGGGAUUGUAACACCCUUACCCUGGUCACAUCCCUGGUCCAAUGCAAAAGGAGUUUUCCCUGAGGUGUGGCCUGCACCACCUUUUAUCUCUCAAGAGAUAAAAAGGAAAGGGAAGCAAGCAGAGAAGGGGGACCUCAUACUACCAAGAAGGCAGUGCUGGGAGCAGAGCGUGUCCUUUGGACCCAGGGUCCUUGCGCAGAGAAGCUCCUAGUCCAGGGGAAGAUUGAUGAGAAGGCUGACAGAGAGAUAAAGCCUUCCCCUGGAGCUGACACCCUGAAUUUGGGCUUUUAGCCUACUUCACUGUGAAGAAAUAAAUUUCUCUUUGUUAAAGCUAUCCACUUGUGGUAUUUCUGUUACAGUAGCACUAGAUGACUAAGACAGUUGGCUAGCAAGAUAUGAGCAUUUUGGGUUUGGUGGAAGAGACAUGAAGAAUAUGAAGGAAGUCAUUUAAGUCAAUUUGUGACUCACAGCGGUACUGGCACAAGGCCUGCAUAAUUCUGAAUGUAAGUUUGUAUCUCAUCUAAAAUACCCAGGUAGGAAAAAAGUGAAAAACUAUUCAUAAGCUGCAUUAUUUCUUGUGUACGUCUUUGAAUACAGGUUGUACUUCAGAUUUCAUAUUUAAACAUAAUUGAAAAAAGCAACGUGUGAAUAAACAUUUAUAUGAUGAGGCAUUCCACAAAUGUUAUUUAGUACUUUCAAACUAUUUGAAUAUUUUGCAUGAAAGAUAUGGGAUUAGGCAAAGGUAUUAUUACCAAAUGCCUAAGAUGAGCUGGCCCAUUUCGAUUAUUUUGAUUCAGGAGUUCUUCUGUUAUAAAAUUUGGGAACAAGCUGAAGAUGGACUUUCUCUUUAGUAUAUUUUUUAGUUCUUUGGGGAAUUAAUUUUAUUUCAACUCAAACUGCAUCUAAACAUCCACCCUAAAAAAAAAAAAAAAAAAAGGUUGGCUCAAUUCUUAUUACUAUUCUCAGAAAACAUACACCUUAAGAAAACUGACAUAAAAGAGGCAAUGUGUAAAUUUUGCAUUUUAUAUCUUCUCCAUGGCUCUCACAAGAGAAAAAAAUCAACUUCUCAGCAGUGAUUUUUUUUGUGUGUGAAAAUACACAACAAAAUACACACUCAUUCAACAAUUUUUACACGUACAGUUCAGUCACAAUGGUUACAUUUUUUCACUUUGUGCCACCAUUCUCACUGUCUGCCCAUAUUGCUUUAAUACUAUUAAUUUAGACUUUAUGCCUAUUAAAGUUCUCAACUGUGCUUUAGAGUUACUGUUGUCAAUUUGAUCUCCUGUAGAUAAUUCUUCAAAACAACACAAUGCUCAAGGCAAACAUUCUUUAUUAAUUGAGCUAAAGUGUUGUUUAAAGACCACUUCAUGGGGGUAGUUUUGGUUCAAGGAUUGAAGAUCAUUCACCCAGUCUCAAUGGAUUUAGUAAGACUGGUUUCCAUAAGAAUUUGAAGUUUUGUUCCACAUUUUUGCUCCUUUUGAUCAGGAUCCAUCUACUGAGUUCCUGAUCAAAACAGUCACUAGCAGUAGCUGGCCACCAUCCAUUUCUUCGGGUCUCAUGGCAAAUAGUAGUUCAUGGAGGCAAUUAGGACUGCAGUCCGUUUCCCUCUCUGACUCCUGGGUCUCCUCCUCCCUCUGCUGAUCUGAGGCAAAUAGAGACCAAUUGUAACUUGGGUGGCCACUUGCAAGCUUUUGAGAUCCCAAGCAGUACUCACUGAACUGGGAAAUAGAACAGACACUCUAAAGAUAACAUUAGGCCAGUUGGCUGGAUAGACCAAUGAAGCCAUGACCCUAAUCCUUUGAACCAAGAAAACUAAUUCCAUGA
Loxodonta africana (African savanna elephant) is the source of this 10078-nucleotide messenger RNA. It is a transcript of the gene LRRC8C, whose product is annotated as leucine rich repeat containing 8 VRAC subunit C. Gene Ontology annotation, molecular function: protein binding. Bases 453 to 2864 code for a protein of 803 amino acids. NCBI's taxonomy places the organism in Eukaryota, Metazoa, Chordata, Mammalia, Proboscidea, Elephantidae. The transcript is spliced from 4 exons. The record is from RefSeq and is a predicted model, not a curated record.